ACGCAAUCGGUUUCAAAACAAUGUUAUCGCCAACACAGCAAACUUUGGACUGGAAACGCUGUGAAUAUUAGCUGAGAAAAGGGUCGUGUUUUUUCUUUCCCAGCAGGUCCAGCAAAAAAAAGCCCACAGUGCAAAAGUAUUCGUACGCACGAGACCGCACGCCAUUGUUGCCAUUUGUUGUUUGUUUUCCGUUUUGCAUUUGUUAUUAGGUAGGGUUUUACGUUGUUUUGUUUUGCCCAGACCCAGACCGAGGCGUUUGUUAUUUAGUUGCGUAGUACCAGUAUAGUGCGUGUUCACGUGAGGCAGCAGGAUGUUGGACCUGUUCACGAUCUUCACCAAGGGUGGCAUCGUGCUGUGGUGCUUCCGCAGCACCAACCAGCUCUUUGCACCGUCAGUAAAUGCGCUAAUUAAGAGCGUCAUCCUACAGGAACGUUCCGGCGUGUACGAUCACGAUGGCCUGUCGCUCCAGUACAAGCUGGACAACGAGUUCGAGCUGGUGUUUGUGGUCGCGUUCCAGAAGAUACUGCAGCUCUCCUACAUCGACAAGUUUCUGAGCGAUGUGCAUCUGGAGUUUCGCGACCGAUACAAGAACGAUCUGCGCGUUGACAAUCGCAACUACGGGGCGGACUUUGAGUUCGGGGCCGACUUCCGGCGCAUCCUCGAGCGGGCGGAAAAGUGGGGCCGGCAGCAGGCCACCAUGCCGAAGCAGAUGCGCAGCUACGAGGAUUCGGCCAAAUCGAAGAAAACGGUCGCCUCGAUGAUAGAGCGCAAGGGCGAGGAGAAGCCACCGGCCGGGGCGGGCAGUGGCAGCAAGAAGUCGGUCAAGAUAGCGGAGAAGAAGAAGGCGGCGAGUGAGCUGCUGGCGGACAGUGACGGGAUGGAGGCGCCCCGUUCACCCCGCUCCAACGGGAGCCCGCCCGAGCUGGGCGAGGAUCUAAUUAUGGAGAGCCGCAAAAAGUUUGCGGAAAAGAUGAAGGGCGGUAGCGGCGGCGGCGGCAAGGGCAGCAAGCUGGAGAAGCAAAAGUCGCCGAAAUCGCCGCAGCAGCCGCAGAAGGGCAAGCAGAUGCGCGUGUGGGAUCUGGGCGGCAACACGAAGGAUCUGCCCAACCUGGACCGCAGCAAGGACCGGCCGGAGGACGUGAAGAGCGACUUCACGCCGAACGAUCAAAUCAUUGGCAGCAUGCGCGGUGGCAUCCGCGAUCUGGACGUUGAGUCGGACAGCGAGGAGGACGACGAGGACGAGGACGAGGAGGAGGAAGAGUACGAGGAGCAGCAGCAGCAGCGUGGUGGCAAAAAGCCGUCCUCCUCCUCCCGCGGGGGCAUGUUUUCCAUGUUCAAGGGGCUGGUCGGGUCGAAGAAUUUGACCCGCGACGACAUGCAGCCGGCGCUGGACAAGCUGCGCGACCAUCUGAUCGGCAAGAACGUCGCGUCGGACAUUGCGCAGAAGCUGUGCGACUCGGUGGCGGGCAAGCUGGAGGGGCGCGUGAUCGGCACGUUCGACACGAUCGCCACCACGGUGCGGAACACGCUGACCGAGGCCCUGGUGCAGAUACUGUCGCCCAAGCGGCGCGUCGACAUACUGCGCGACUGUCUGGAGGCGAAGCGGGCCGGCCGCCCGUUCGUGAUGAGCUUCUGCGGCGUGAACGGGGUGGGCAAGUCGACCAAUCUGGCCAAGAUUUGCUUCUGGCUGAUCGAGAACAAUCUGAGCGUGCUGAUUGCGGCGUGCGACACGUUCCGGGCCGGCGCGGUCGAGCAGCUGCGCACGCACAUGCGCCACCUGAACGCGCUACACCCGGCGAAAAGGCAUGGCGGUCGCAGUAUGGUGCAGCUGUACGAGAAGGGGUACGGGAAGGAUGCGGCCGGCAUUGCGAUGGAAGCGAUCCGGUACGCGAACGAUAGCAAGAUCGAUGUGGUGCUGAUCGACACGGCCGGCCGGAUGCAGGACAAUGAGCCGCUGAUGCGUGCGCUCGCGAAGCUGAUCAAGGUGAACGAACCGGACCUGGUGCUGUUUGUGGGCGAGGCGCUGGUGGGGAAUGAGGCGGUCGAUCAGCUGGUCAAGUUCAACCAGGCGCUGGCCGACUACUCGUCGAGCGAGCGGCCCCACAUCAUCGACGGCAUUGUGCUGACGAAGUUUGACACGAUCGACGACAAGGUCGGUGCGGCCAUCUCCAUGACGUACAUUACCGGGCAGCCGAUCGUGUUCGUCGGCACCGGGCAAACGUACACCGAUCUGAAGGCGCUGAACGCGAAGGCCGUUGUGCAUGCGCUGAUGAAGUAGGGGGGCUACUUGAAGGGGGGAGCGGUCAAAGGGUUCAUAUCUCCCAGGGGGUUCAUCCAAUCCUUACACAUGCAGCUAGUCACACAAACACACACACACACAUACCCAUUCAUUUCACACAAACAACUGGAUAGAAACCCUUUAAUGGCAAUGGUUACCAUUAAUUCCAAUUUGAAUUCCACCCACAAUCCAAUUUCGUGCAAUCGUUUAACCGGAAAUCACACAGCAAACACCCACACAACUAGCCGAAUCUAGAUAAUUAAUAGUUGGGAGAGGAAGGGAGAAAGGAAGGUGUAUUAGGGCGAGGGGGGUGGGUCGGUGAUGCCCCCAUCCCCACAAACCAAUUAGGAGAAGGGGAGUGAUUUUUUUUUUCUUCUAGGGGGUACAUUCGGGAAAAAAGGAAAGGAUGUCACGACAAAAUCAAGGAUCUUUUAUGAGAAAGCGAUAAGAAACAAAAAAGAAGGCGUGAAAAAUAUAUACAAAAAAUAUUCCUUACAA
Anopheles arabiensis is the source of this 2776-nucleotide messenger RNA. RefSeq names its product signal recognition particle receptor subunit alpha homolog (gene SrpRalpha). Gene Ontology annotation, molecular function: signal recognition particle binding; GTPase activity; ATP hydrolysis activity. Gene Ontology annotation, cellular component: endoplasmic reticulum membrane; signal recognition particle receptor complex. Bases 311 to 2278 code for a protein of 655 amino acids. The transcript has 2 exons. NCBI's taxonomy places the organism in Eukaryota, Metazoa, Arthropoda, Insecta, Diptera, Culicidae. The record is from RefSeq and is a predicted model, not a curated record. Gene Ontology annotation, biological process: SRP-dependent cotranslational protein targeting to membrane.